Ipomoea nil (Japanese morning glory) is the source of this 1496-nucleotide messenger RNA. Its product is annotated as FAD-dependent urate hydroxylase-like. Lineage: Eukaryota; Viridiplantae; Streptophyta; Magnoliopsida; Solanales; Convolvulaceae. The transcript is spliced from 5 exons. The record is from RefSeq and is a predicted model, not a curated record. Gene Ontology annotation, molecular function: FAD binding. Bases 159 to 1154 code for a protein of 331 amino acids.
UUGGAACUUGUAUUUGCGAUGUAUCAUACAGGAAAGGAUUGAAAAGUAUAGUGUUAGAAAGAUCGGAAACACUUCGAGCACAAGGGGGAGGAAUUGGGCUGUUGCCUAACGCAUGGCGAGCACUUGAUCAACUUGGUGUUGGGUCCCGGCUAAGAAGCAUGGCUGUUCUUCUGCAGGGGGGACGUGAUAUCUUGAUUGACGAAAAUAAAGAACAAAAGAUAGAACAUGUGACUGGAGAGUCACGUUGCUUGCAAAGGAGUGAUCUUAUCACAACGUUGGCUGACGAAUUACCGGUUGGGACAAUACGCCUUGGUUCUGAGGUUGUCUCCAUUGACCUUGACUCUGUUACUGAAACGCCACGCCUUCUGCUCACUUGUGGGAGCUACAUUGAUGCAGAGAUUGUGAUAGGGUGUGAAGGAGGGAGGUCAAAAGUGGCAGAGUUGCUAGGGUUGAAGGCGUCAAGGGCAUUUGAUGUUGGUGUAAUUAGGGGCCUAACAACCUACCCAAAUGCUCAUUCAAUGCCACAUGAAUUUCGCCGAAUUAGAAAAGGAGAAAUUGGGGUUGGAAUGCUUCCAAUUACUCAACAUUUGAUCCAUUGGUUUGUGGCCCUUCCAACGCACUUAUUAUCAGGAGAUAAGUUCCCAAAUGAUCCAAAACACAUCAAACAGAUGGCUCUAGAGUUAAUAAAGGACUUCCCUUCAAACAUACACGAAACAAUAGAAUUGUCGGACCUGGAUUCUAUGUCCGCUGCGCACUUGUGGUAUCGUGCACCAUGGGACUUGCUCCUUGGGACCAUGCGUAAAGGAACGGUUACUGUUGCGGGGGACGCAAUGCACAUAAUGGGCCCUUUCGUAGGGCAGGGCGGCGCCUCCGGGCUAGAAGACGCGGUGGUGCUGGGGAGAUGCCUCGGCAUGGCAAUGAGUGGGAUUGAAGGCAACAACAAGAAGGAAAAGAUCGCCAAAAUCGAAGCUGGGUUGGAUCAAUAUGUGAAGGAAAGGAGAAUGCGGGUUUUGGGAUUGUCCACUAUCACUUAUCUCAUUGGUAUCAUUGUGGGGAGCACAUCCCCACUCGUAAAGAUGGUUGCUGGCUUUACCUUAGCUAUUCUGUUUAGGGAUAAAGCAUCCCAUGUUCAUUUUGAUUGUGGUAAGCUCUAAUGGGUAUAUCUUGCCCCGAAUAUAGCCUAUUAAAUCAAUAAGUUAAGCUCGUGCGAGCUUAAUGCAUAUAUCUUAAUGGAUGGACUAGAUGUACUACAAUAUAAUAUUAUAAAAUUAAUACCAUGACAUGUAUUAAGGUUUGAUAAAAGUCUAGGUAGGUGUCUUGUUAAAGGAUUGUACAUCAAUCUUGAGAGGUGGCUUGGUUCCCAUAUUUUGAGUUGAUUAACUAGUUGUGUUAUGUUGUGUUUCAAGCAUGUUUUAUUAGUUAUUAGAUUGCGUAUCGUAGCAUUAUAGUUUUGUACUUUCCACUUUCUCAUAUCAAUAAUAAUUUUUACCUUUAUA